CCGAAAUAUGGUCCAAAACCAGGGGGGUUGAAAUUUGUCAGUGAAGAGAGUACUCGACGAGGAUGCACAAGAAAAUCAACGAAACCGAUGGAUUGUGACUAUCUGCGGAGAAACGGCCACAGGUAAUAGGGAGGUGCUUGCUGCAUAUAUUUGUGUGCAUGGAGGAAGGAGAUCUUAAUUCAUAAUCAUUUCCUUGCAUACUGUAUGUUUCCGUAAACUCGUAACUGGUAGCAUUCGGUGGGGUUUGAGAGACGGUUUAAUUUGAGAUUCGUAGAGCUAGUAAAACUUUUUAACCGCGACUCUAUACGGCCUCAAGACUGAUGGUCAUUUCAUCUGCCUAUAUUUGGCCUGAGUUUUCUCAAUUUCGUUUCUAGCGAAAAAGAAAUCAUCUGAGUUGGAUCCAAAUUUUGACAACUCACUUUCACCUUUGGAGCUGUUUCUUUCAUCGUUUUGACUCAUUGAUUUGAAGGCUCGUAGGCAGUCUACUUUCGCUGCUGUGUCGUCUUUCGUUUUGUAUCGCCUUGCAUAACAGUGUUCGGAUUCUCUUACUAUCGAGGCUUCAUUCAAGGAGAAACGUGUCUUGCUUUUUGCGCCGAACGGGUAACUAGAUGCAAUAACAACGUUACCAUUUUGGGAAUUUUUAUUCCAAGAUUUCACCGGCUCAGACAGGACAAGCGAGUGUUCCUAGAGGGGAUUUGUGUGAAUUGGUGAAAACGGUCUUGUCAUUUGUGGCUCCUCUGGUUCUUAAUGGAACGGUGAACAAGUCGGUGGUACAUGUCCUUGGAAUCCAACAUGGUGGGGGCAAAAUAAUAAUGCUUGUGUUUUUGUUUGUGUCGCUUUGGUCUUGUGCUUCAGCGCUUGUGUUGGAGGGGGUUUGAUGGGUUUCGAGAAUUGGAUCUGCUGAACAAAGAGGUUUGAUUGUAUUGCGGUGUCCAUGAGUCAAGAACAUAAUCGAGGGAAGCAGGAGAAAAGCUCCGAUGGCGCCGAGAAGGUCGUCGUUGCAGUUAAGGCAUCAAAGGAUAUUCCCAAGACAGCUCUGGUGUGGGCCUUGACCCAUGUUGUUCAACCUGGAGACUGCAUUACAUUGCUUGUGGUUGUGCCUUCGCAAAGUUCCGGAAGGAAACUAUGGGUUUUCCCAAGAUUUGCAGGGGACUGUGCCAAUGGUCACAAGAAAUCUCAUUCGGGCGCAAGUUCAGAGCAGAAGUGUGAUAUUACAGAUUCGUGCUCCCAAAUGAUUCUUCAACUUCAUGAUGUUUAUAAUCCUAAUAAGAUAAAUGUAAAGAUAAAAAUUGUUUCUGGAUCUCCUUGUGGCGCUGUGGCUGCAGAGGCCAAUAGAAUUCAAGCCAGUUGGGUGGUACUAGACAAACAGCUCAAACAUGAGGAAAAACGAUGCAUGGAAGAGUUGCAGUGUAACAUUGUGGUUAUGAAGCGUUCCCAGCCAAAAGUACUCCGCUUGAAUUUGGUUGGGCCGGCUAAGAAACUACCCGAAGUAGCAUGUUCUUUACCUUCCGAGUUUGAUGAAACAACUAAAAAGCACCCCAAAAAGAAAAAUGAUUCUUUAAAUACUAUUCAAGGACCAGUUGUGACCCCAUCUAGUAGUCCAGAGCUAGGGACACCAUUUACAGCCACUGAAGCUGGAGCUUCAUCAGUGUCAAGCUCAGAUCCAGGAACUUCGCCAUUUUUCAUCUCAGAGAUGAACGGAGAUCUUAAGAAAGAUGAUUCUCUAGUUAUUAAACAAAACCAGGAUCUUGAUGAGACCGGUUCAGACACAGAUAGUGAGCAUUUAUCUUCAUCCUCAUCAAGUUUGAGGUUCCAGCCUUUGGUGGCUGAAUUUGUAAGUUCUACUCAUCAGUCCUCAAAACACAUAGGUGGAAGUUCAAAGAGACACGUUGAUGAGCCUCAAGCAUCAACAUCCAAAGCUUUGCUCGAGAAGUUCUCAAAACUUGAUGGAGAAGCUGGAAUUGGCAUGCUGAACUACAGAUCUGAUAUUGAGUUCAGUGGAAAUGUGAGAGAAGCAAUAUCCUUAUCAAGAAAUGCGCCUUCUGGGCCCCCUCCAUUGUGUUCAAUAUGUCAACACAAGGCACCAGUGUUUGGAAAACCCCCAAGAUGGUUUAGCUAUGCUGAACUCGAGCUUGCUACAGGUGGAUUUUCACAAGCCAAUUUCUUGGCAGAAGGAGGAUUUGGAUCUGUUCACAGAGGUGUACUUCCAGAUGGUCAGGCAGUUGCUGUCAAGCAACACAAAUUGGCUAGUUCUCAGGGGGAUCUUGAGUUUUGCUCAGAAGUGGAAGUUCUGAGCUGUGCUCAGCAUCGAAAUGUUGUUAUGCUGAUUGGGUUCUGUAUUGAGGACAGAAGAAGGUUGCUGGUUUAUGAAUAUAUAUGCAAUGGGUCAUUGGAUUCUCAUUUAUAUGGACGACAUCAAGAGCCAUUAGAAUGGUCUGCACGACAAAAAAUUGCUGUGGGAGCUGCUCGAGGGCUGCGAUAUCUUCAUGAAGAAUGUAGGGUGGGUUGCAUUGUCCACCGUGACAUGCGGCCAAACAACAUCCUUAUCACCCAUGAUUUUGAACCACUGGUUGGGGAUUUUGGCCUGGCAAGGUGGCAGCCUGAUGGGGACACAGGUGUGGAAACUAGAGUAAUUGGAACUUUCGGGUACUUGGCCCCAGAAUAUGCACAAAGUGGGCAGAUCACUGAAAAGGCUGACGUUUAUUCUUUUGGGGUUGUAUUGGUGGAACUUGUUACUGGAAGAAAAGCAGUGGACCUCAACCGUCCCAAGGGUCAGCAGUGUCUAACAGAAUGGGCACGCCCAUUAUUGGAGGAAUAUGCCAUUGAGGAACUCAUUGAUCCACGAUUAGGGAAUAGCUAUUCAGAAAAUGAGGUCUAUUGCAUGCUGCAUGCUGCAUCUUUAUGCAUACGGCGGGAUCCUCAUUAUAGGCCUCGUAUGUCACAGGUGCUCCGCAUACUGGAAGGUGACAUGAUCAUGGAUCCUAGCUGCGUGUCAGCACCUGGAUAUGAUGUGGGAAGCAGGAGUGGUCGGAUUUGCGGAGAGCAGCAGCAACAUUACAGCGGUCCCCUACUGAAUGAGGCAAUAGGAGGGCUUAGCGGUAAGCUGUCUCUGGGGAAUGCGAGGCCACCGUAUUGGGAAAGAGACAAAGCAAGGAGGGCUUCAUGUGACGAUGAUUAAUAGACAGCUCACCUCACCCAUUUAAAACCAAGUGCCAAGUUCGUGAUCAGCGCUUUAUGUUUUUUUUUUUUUAUUUUAUUUUUUUUUAAAUUUUCAUCUCCCUUCUAUAUUUUUGUCCAAAGCCAUCUAUAUUUUGCUUCGGUAUAGUGGAGGGAUAGUAAUGAAUUAGCAAGGUUUUGUAAUUCUUUAAGAAAUGAAAAAAUUACGUUAAAACGGUCACGUUUCCAAA
Juglans regia (Persian walnut) is the source of this 3407-nucleotide messenger RNA. Its product is annotated as inactive protein kinase SELMODRAFT_444075-like. The transcript is spliced from 10 exons. Bases 935 to 3178 code for a protein of 747 amino acids. Gene Ontology annotation, molecular function: protein kinase activity; ATP binding. The record is from RefSeq and is a predicted model, not a curated record. Gene Ontology annotation, biological process: protein phosphorylation. NCBI's taxonomy places the organism in Eukaryota, Viridiplantae, Streptophyta, Magnoliopsida, Fagales, Juglandaceae.